This is a messenger RNA of Suillus clintonianus, 1899 nucleotides long. RefSeq lists its product as uncharacterized. NCBI's taxonomy places the organism in Eukaryota, Fungi, Basidiomycota, Agaricomycetes, Boletales, Suillaceae. Bases 1 to 1794 code for a protein of 597 amino acids. The record is from RefSeq and is a predicted model, not a curated record. The transcript is spliced from 4 exons.
AUGCGCUGGCACCCAGGCUCUCAAAUAUGUCUCCUACUACUGAUGCACGCCGUCGGAAAUGUAGCGGGACUCAACUUCACUCAAUGCCUGAUUGACAUUGUGGCGAAUGCGAAUGCUACCCAGAAUUUAGCUGGUCUACUCAAUGGCAACGGAGAUCCCGUGUCUAAUGCUUUUGAUGCGACAUCGAUAACCUACGCGCUGUGCACCUCUGCCUGUGGGAAGGGACAGGAACCUUUUCAGUGGUUCGUCUUUUCGCAGGAUCUUGGUGCAUGGUUAUUGCCAAACCUUGCACUGAUUUCGCAGCUCCCCUUUGGGGCGCGGUACAGGCCUGAUAAUUUCAUGUCUGCUGCGUUAACCGUCGGCUCACCGGUACUUGCCGGUUACUCUCUAUUCAUGACCCUCCUCAAUUCUAUCUGGAUCAAACGCAAAUUUGACACAUUGAAGAAAUCUCCGAAGACUAGCAACUCAAAAUACGCAGUCUCUAUCUUGAGCAGCCUUCAGCAAGUCCCGCUAAGACUCGAUCCCGAUCUUGUCAAAUCCCUCAUCGUCCUUCCUGAAAACGACUGCUGGUUGAAAUGUCUCUCGGAAUUCGUGGACUACACACACACAUGGUCAUUUGCGUCCGCGGCCGCCAUUAUCUGGGUCGUUGUCGCAUUUAUCAUAAGUGUGAUCAACACACCAGUGGAACUUUUUGUAAGUGCUGAAGCUGACGGCACCGCCACUGGUUCCCUGUGGCUGUGGUUGAUUCCAAUAGUCGUUGGAUGGCUGCAGCUCUCCCCCAAAUGCGAUUUUUAUCGCUUAGAAGAGGCUUAUGACCGUGCCAACAACCAACAUACACACACAGGAUGUGCUUAUAUGGGAACGCCAAUUACGUCCACCCCAAAAGCUUUAACAAUAACUGCUGAGGACAACGAUGUGUCAUCUCCAGAUGAACUCCUUACCCCUCCGGUGUUUAAUUACUCCCGUUCGUUUCGAUGGGCAUCUACAGCCCACAUGAUGUUCCUGGAGUUCGAAGCAGCAUCAAAGGAGGAGGCUCGGAACUCCACUCGUGUCAGUUUUCCCAUCCCCAUCCCCAUCCCCAUCCCCAUCCCCAUCCAACAAACCGAGUCUUCCGGGACCACCGAAACCCUCUACCACACCUAUCCACCCAGGUCCUCCGGGGAGAUCCCCCGUGAUGCACAAUGCAGCCGUUGGGCGCCUUACGUGUGGGUAAGAGUGGUCGCUGCUUCGUGUGUAUCGCUUGCAUUACAAUGGGGAACAACUGGAGCAGCGUUUAUGACGGCUUGGUUCACGCCUACUACACGCAUUGGGUGUCGAUCUAUGAGUUACCUCAUCUACGGGGGCGUGUCGACCUUGAUUUGGAUUAUGCUUCUGGCGUCUAGUGUUCUCGCCCACUACAGUGUACAACCACCAUUCCAUGACACGUACCCCGCAAGUAAUUCCUAUCAGGCGCUCUCCUCGAAUCGCCAACAGAAGCGGUUGCCUGCAGGGCGUGAUUUGGCUCGGAAGAUAUCAAACUUGCUGCGAUGGGCAGGCAAAGCGUUGGCCAUUGCAAACUCCAUCUGGGUGGUGCUGGCGUGUAUUUUCGUAUAUUCCAACUUCUACGAUACAUGCUUCUGCAAUGGUAGCGUGUUCAGUAGAGGAGAGGCCGCAUACUCUGUCAUCAUUGAAUCUGCAGCUCAAGCUACACAAAUGAGGACUGCCUCGAUCAUUGCUUUUGUUAUAGCAUGUGCCUCGUCCGGUUUGUUCAUUGUGAUCGUGAAUCUAUAUAGAUAUACACGACCACGUCUGUAGGAACGUUUCUUGCAAGCUCAUACCUACAUAUGUGGGUUUGAUACCCAUUUUUCUUGGACUAUUUGAUCUGUUGUACAUAGUUUCUUAUCUGUUUGUUGAAUGUUC